AAAAAGUUUAUUUUUUUAAACACAUCAGAUGUUUUUGUUAGAGAGGAUUUCAUAACUGGAGAUAAAUGUCAAAGUUAUUAUUCACUCACAGCAUUUCCAUUUGUGGUCUCAGCCGUUUAAAUUUUAAGGGUUUUGUCCCAGAUGUUCAGGGAACAUUGUGGCCGAAAUGCGCAGAUGACAUUCCCAAGAAACUAAUUUAAUUAAAAAAAUAAACAGUUUGUGUUCCCAGUUUGAUUAAAGACAAAAACAAAGGAAGUCACAGACAGGCUAAACAACAUUGUGCUGAAGCUGCUAAAUGACAGUCGGAGAUCUUCAUUUAUACCUAUAUUUAAAUGAGAUGUGUUAUGAUUUAUUUCUUUUAAGUUAUAAUAAUUUUAUGGUCAAUACAAAACAUGUUAAUGAAGUUUUUUGCACGAAAUCAGUCUCACAAAAAGCAAUCUCACCAGCUCCAUUUUGACAUUUUCAGUGCCUUCCAGAAUGAGCCGUGUCAGAUCUCUUUAGGAAAAACAAGCUUUUUCUGGCCACGCCCACCCAUCCCCUAAUAGGCUGGGCGUUUAUCACAUGACAAUAGGAAAUAACAAAUCACAAUCUUAUUUUCUUUACCAGCAGCAUUACCUCGAAUUUCCACCGAACACAUAAGUAGUACGUAACGUCUGCGAAGCGAAGUAUGCAGCUAAUAUCUGCUGUCAUAAUUAUUGUGUUUCCACCGGCUGCCAAGCGUCGCGUUUUGGAUGUGUCCCGGAAGCGUAGCGUCACAUCAGUCUGCUAACUUUAUGCUUUGGGUUCAUUUUUUACAUGUUACACUUUCAGAUAAUUUCAAGCUCAGCUGUUCAGUUUUAACCAGACAGGAAACAGAGUAAAGUAUCUGUGAACUUUCAAAAUAAAAGACAAAGAUGCAGAUUUCCAGUGGCUUACCUAGUAAAAAAAAAAUACCAAGGACCUGUGAAACUGUGGCUGGUGUAAACAGAACAGAUAGUAAACCACACACCCUUUUAGAUACAUGCUGCCAUCUUCCUCCUUCGUUAUUAUUGCGUGAAAAGGCUGAAAUCACACGUGAUUUUGUAACCUCGCAGGACCAACAAAAUGGAACGCUCCUGGUGGGAAAGAACACGCCACUGAGGUUGCAGGGAAAAGGCUUUUGUUACGUUACCUUCUGCUUACGCAUCUAGUGGAAAGCCCAGGUUAUAGUCAAAGGGAGACAGUUCUGGCUUGCUUUUAGCGCCCCCUUGUGUCUGUUUGUAGAACCAAAAGCAAAACUUAUCUCCUCGCUGUGCGUUCGUCUUUUUAACACCUUAAUCUAACAGCUGAAAUGUCUCCCAGUCUGCCUUCAUUAGUUUCUACAGGAGUGAUUCAUCACUAAAUUAAGCAAACCAGCUGUGCUCAUGAUCUAAAACACGCUGGUGCCAGACCACAGCGCCAGGCAUGUCAGCAAGUUAAACCAAAGAGGUUCAGUUGCCUUCAGUUGAACCCUUUUGGACUCGUACACACACAUUUCCAUAAACCAUGCAGAAAGAAAACAUUUUUUAAAUUCAUAUUCAGCGUGUUUACAGAGGCAGUAGAGACCCAUAUGGCAGCACAAAAAGAUGCAAAAGUCAAGUAAGCAUAAAAUGUUCCCUUUUAACAGCCGAGACCCAAAAACAGGUCCUGCAUACAUCCUGCAGAUUAGUCAGCAGCUCGCUUACGUAUGGGGACAUUUCGUUCCAGUUCUUCAUACCCUUUGAUUCUGCACAAAUUAAUCCUAAACCUCAAAACCAAAUUAGGUUCAAGUUUAAUCUCAGACAUCACGACUGCUCUGACAGUUCUGUGAAUUCACGGAGCCAUGCUAAGAAACGCAAUUUGCACAAUCAGUCGGUCUAUUGUCUCACAUUAUUGUUACAAACAGAAACUAUUUCAAGUAUUUUCUCAUGAAAUCUUAUUCAGCCAUCAGUUUAUUAAACUGCCCUGUCCUUGGAAGCAAAAAACACACAAUUCCUAAACAGUUUUUAGACUUAAAGUGUUUCAUAUCUGUAAUCAAAUCAAGUAAAGUUCUCAUGAAAUAGUGUGCUAGCAGAACUUUUACACUUCUGUGGGCCUGUUUGUUUUGUUUUGCAACAGCCUUUUUCAAUUCAGCUCGAACUUGAAACAGAAAGUAAAACCUUUGGGCAUCACUGCCAGUGUUGCAGAUUUAUACAGGAAAUCAAACGAGGUUGCACAGAUUUUGGCUUCCUGAGAAAAUAUUGGCAGGAAACACAUCAGCUACAGUGUGCACAGAACUCCAAAUGGUUUGUUUUAGUCACAAUGAUGAAGACAAACAAAAAGGUGCGUGCUAAGUCCGACAGUGGAUAUUAGGGAUUCUCCUAAAAGCUAACCAUUAGCAAAAGAACCCCCCAACAUGGUGGAACACUUUCAAGCUUUUUGUGGAGAUAAAACAUCAAAGUUGUAUUUUUUACCCAAGUAGGAAGAGCUAACAGUGGCAGCAGAAGAGUUGCAUUGUUGUUUGCCAAUCCGAAGUGACAUUUUGCACAUAAGACGCCAGUUCCUGCCUCCCCAACUUUCUACCCCCCAAACUGGAGCGCCAGAGCUUCAUUAAGACAGAAAAUGACUCACAAGGCGUUACCCACAGCCCGUUUAUUGAAAUAACGAAAGUUUGCCCCCUUUAAGUACAAAAUCUUGCAGUUUUUGUAGAAUUUGUUGUGUAAAUUCCUUUUGAGUCCUCUGAUUUGGAAGUGCUGGUCCUUCAGCAUCCUGGUCCUCCAGGGCCACCAUACUGCAUAUUUUAAAAGUAAACUUUACUCAUAGUUUUAAUACAUUUGCAGUUGUCUCUAGAAGAAACGAAUGCCUUGUAAGUCGUUCUCGGGGGAAAAUAUGCACUGGUGCACCUGUUUGAGGACAUAGAAGUGAGCCAGAAGAGAACAUAUUUUCAGAAUUUGAAGUCUUAUUUCCUGAUUUUUGGACAUCUCGCCUCUCAUCUGAACGCUGGUUGCUCUGCUAUGUUUAUGCUUUAUCAUCACAACUAACACAAACCUGGAGGAGUUCUGCUGUGUGGUAGAGUUGCUAAUGCUAACGGUUAGCUUCUACUAGCUGAGACGUUCUCUGCUGUUUCCUAGACGGUAAAAAAAACUUCCCGUCCAGAUCCAAGAUGGGUGAGUCCAUGAAUGUGAAACAACAGUGUGACGUAGAUCUGUCAGGCUUUUCUGACCCAAGCGGUUUUCUGCUAUUUUCUGUCAGAAGCUAAUGCAGGAGAUAGGUGUGGGAGACUAUUUUCAUGCUCAACAUGCACGAAAGACUCUGAGUGACAGAUCGUUUUCAGAGCUUACUCUUUAAAGGUUUCUUUGCUUCGACACACCUGAUUUAAUCACCAGGUUUUAAUAGCUAAACAGGUAAUUCAGGCGAGUUAGAGCAGGGAUACAAAUAAAACAUGCUGGGUAGUGGCCCUCUCGAACCAGGAUUGGACUACUGGAGCAGUUGGACACGUUUAUACUCAGAUUCUUACUCCCAAGCCUGUUUUGAGCAGUAAAAACAAACAGGAGCCACAAUUAAAUCAAUUUAGACUUUUUUUUAAAAACAAAUAAAGAACAAUUUUAAGGCCCAGAAGGACUUUUAAUUUCAAGAUGUUUGUCCCCGUCUUGACAAGUUGGUUCAGUCAUAGUUUAUGAUGAUAAAAAAAAGUGUCACCAGUUUAAAAUGUGUAGAAUAACUGCAGGAUGAUUGGGUUCACGCAGUCUGGUGGUAUUUUCUUCUGUUUACAAGAAGGUUCUGGAGAUGUUUUGACGGCAGGUGGAGCCACAGCGUUGGGCUCAAGACUCCAUAUGUGUCACAAAAUCCCAAAUGUAGACAAACAAAACUAAAAGUCAGCGAGUGAAGCUCGGAGCACCACAUCUGCCGGAGCAGGAAAACAAUAGACGAACCAGUCCGUGAGAAGCCGAGGCUAUUUUUGGUGGGACCCGCCUCGCCUGCUAUUUCUGUCCGCGGGAGGGAGGCGCACCUCGACUGGGGCGGACUUUGUUUCUGCAACUUGCCUCCGUUAAGCCACUUUCCAGUUCCUCCUCUUCAGCCCGAGACCUCCAGGCACCUCCGGCGGCCUCCAUCACCUCCCGUUAGGGUUUCACUCCGCUGGGAUCUGAUUUCAGGAGGAAUUUCUGCAUAAUUAGGACUUUUGAGCUGUUUUUUUAGACUGUUUCUGUUUCUGCGAGACGCACAAGAUGGAAUCAGCGCCUCUGGAAGCGCCGUAGAAACAGGCAGGACACCAUACUUCAGGCAGCGACAGAUAAAGAAGUUGUCAUUCCCGAUUCCCCAUUUGUGCUUGCAUCAGCCACCAGAAGAAGAUUCAGCGGUGAUCCUUGUGUCUCGAGCAUCAUUCCUGUGUGAUUAUUUUUGUUUUCCACCAUGGACCUCCGGGUGGGAGAGCGGGGAAUGCGUCCCGGUUCGGACACGGCGCUCCUCACACCUCUGCACCCCCCUUUACUCCUCACCUCUUUUUCCCCUCAAGCCCGCACCUCCUUCUCCCAGCAGCAACUGCAUCAACAAAUCCGGUUUAACAUGGAACAGAGGCGGCGGGAGCAGGAGCACCACGAGAAACAGCAGGAGCUACAGCAACUGAAGCACAAAGACAAAAGUCAGCAGAGUGCUGUGGCGAGUUCGCUGGUGAAACAGAAACUCCAGGAGGUGAUUCUCAAGAAGCAGAAACAGGCGGCGCUGGAAAGAACGAACUCCAACACCCUGACGCCACAUCCUGUAGUGUACAGAAAACUCGGUCCAGAUCCCAGCGUGGCCUCCCAGCCUCUGGUCUCACCUCCAUCACACUCCCUACCUGACGGAUCAGAGGGCACGCCGCUCCGCCGAGCAGCAUCUGAGCCCAACCUGAAGGUAAAACACAAGCUGAAGAAACACCUCAACACCCGAAAGAGUCCUCUAACCCGCAAAGAAAGUGCCCCGCCCUCCAUCAAACACAGAGCACCAGAUGCACUCGAUUCCUCCCCCAGCAGCAGCAGCACCCCGGUGUCCGGCUGCAGCUCUCCUAAUGACAGCGUCCCCAAUGAGAAUGGACUGCUGCCAUCUGCAGGCGGACUCUCGCACGAGGCCCAGAAGCUGCUGCUAAGAGACGGCACCCUGGCUAACUUCACCGUCCAGAGCCCGUCCACCCUGCCCACCAUCACACUCGGCCUGCCAGCCAACUCCAGGGCCGAAGGAGAACUGUCGUCUCUGAAGGUCAGUCGGGUUCCCAUGGUUACGGCCGGGGGCUCUCCGGUCUUCCUCCCUCUCAGAGGAGAAGACCAGGUGGGGCAGAUGAAUCGUCACUUACCUGUCAUCAUCCUGGAGCCUUCUGGCCUUGUCCACCCUCCCAUUCUCACCGUUCCAGGUCUAGACUCCGUCCCGUUGCAGUUCGCACCGCAGCUGGACCACCUGUCUCCGGGAGGCGUUCAGCCCCACAAGCCCCUGAGCCGGGCACAUUCAGAACCGCUUCCCCAGAGCCCGCAUGCCCUUCACACGCAUCUCCUCCAGCAGCAACACAACGCACAACUCCUGGAGCGACUCAAGCAGCAGACUCACCUGGGCAAGUUGAUGUCCAAGUCCAGCGAGAAGCCCAGACUGCAUCAGAUCCCAUCUGAGGACAUGGACUCAGAGGAUGGAGAAGGGUCACCCCCGACUGACCGAACCUUUCACAGCAGAUUGAGGGCGGAGUCACUCAGGGAGGCGGAGCCAACAGGAUCCAAAACCCACGAAGAGCAAAUCAACCUGCAGCAUGCCCUCAUACUCAACCAGUCGUUGCUAUGGGAACAGCAGAAGCAGCUGCAGCAGCUGCAUCGGCAGAUGGAGACCCUGACUGUGCCCGUGUUACACAGCAGCGGCGGUGGUGGCGCUGCCUGCGGCUUGGGUGUCCACCGCCCGUUGUCCCGUGCGCAGUCGUCCCCGGCGUCCACCUCUCUCACCCUGCCUGAGAAACCGCUGAGUCUGACCGCUCAGGAUCCCAGCAGCAAGCCACAUUUUACCACUGGUUUGGUGUACGACUCCCAAAUGCUAAAGCACCAGUGUGCAUGUGGAGAUAACAGCAGUCACCCAGAGCAUGCUGGGAGAAUACAGAGCAUCUGGUCCCGACUACAGGAGAGAGGCCUGAGAGGACAGUGUGAGAGUAUUCGUGGUCGUAAGGCCACUCUGGAGGAGCUGCAGUCAGUUCAUACGGAACGCCACGUGUUGCUAUAUGGAACAAACCCGCUCAACAGGCUCAAACUGGACAACCGUAAGCUGGCUGGAAUGCUGUCUCAGAGGUUCUUUGUGAUGUUACCGUGUGGCGGUGUAGGGGUGGAUAAUGACACCAUCUGGAAUGAAUCGCACACGUCUACGGCGUCACGCAUGGCGGCAGGCAGCGUGGUCGAGCUGUCGUUUCGGGUGGCCAAAGGAGAGCUCAAGAACGGCUUUGCUGUGGUCAGACCACCAGGACAUCAUGCCGAAUCUUCUAAUCCAAUGGGUUUCUGUUACUUCAACUCUGUGGCCAUAGCUGCCAGGCAGCUCCAACAGAAGCUCAGCGUCAGCAAGAUCCUCAUUGUUGACUGGGACGUUCACCACGGUAAUGGCACCCAGGAAGUGUUUUACAGUGACGCCAGCGUUCUCUAUAUUUCACUUCAUCGCUACGACGAUGGAAAUUUCUUCCCCGGAAGCGGAUCACCGACUGAGGUUGGUUCUGGAGCCGGUGAGGGGUUUAACGUGAACGUGGCCUGGACAGGAGGACUAGACCCGCCCAUGGGGGAUGCAGAAUAUCUCGCUGCAUUCAGGUCUGUGGUGAUGCCCAUUGCUCAGGAGUUCUCCCCAGAUGUGGUUCUGGUGUCAGCUGGCUUCGAUGCAGCUGAGGGGAACCCCGCCCCUCUGGGAGGUUAUAAGGUCUCCGCCAAAUGUUUUGGUUUCCUCACCCGCCAGCUGAUGUCUCUAGCUGGAGGUCGCCUGGUUUUGGCUCUCGAGGGAGGUCAUGACCUUACGGCAAUCUGCGAUGCAUCCGAAGCCUGUGUCAGCGCCCUUCUAGGCAUACAGGACCAAAUGUCAGAAGAUGCCCUGCUCCAAAAACCCAACGCCAACGCAGUCCGCUCUCUGCAGACCGUCAUACAGAUCCAGAGUCAGUACUGGCAGAGUGUGAAGGCCAACAGGGCAGCAGUGGAACUGCCCUACCUGUCAGAUCCAAGUAAAGACUGUGAGGAAACAGACGCUGUCAAUGCGCUGGCCUCUCUGUCUGUAGGAGUCAUGUCCAACAAGAGUGUCGCUGAAGAGCCAAUGGAUCACGACAGCGACUCCAUGUAGGAAAAUCCAGCCAAUCACCUCACAGAGUUCAGGAAGCGUUCCCCCACCAGCCUCGGGUGUCUGCGCUGUUCGAAUGCACGCAAAGGGGACUUUUUUUGCGUCGCCAUUGAGCCUCACCCACUUGCCUUAUUUACACACAGCUCACCAGCCAAUGCCGACACAAGCGCCUCCUUUCUGGUAACCACUUGGCUGAAGAAGCCAGCAGCUGGGAAACCUCCGGAAAACCUCACCAAAGAGACAUAGACAAGUUUCUUUUGAGUGACUUUUCAUGUCUUUGGACAGACAUGCAAAUACAGCGGUGUUUGUUUGUUCCAUUGUUCAUUUGCAAGUUCAAGCAGUCAAUCGUUCAUCUGUUUGUUCAUUUGAUCACUCAGUUGUUCAACGGUCAUAAGUUCAAUCAAUCAGUCAUUCCUUCAUAAGUUCAAUUAGUCAUUUAUUUGUUCAAUCGAUCGUUUGUAAGAUUCAUCAGCCAUUUGUUAAUUCGCUCGAUUAGAUCAUUCGUUCUUUCUGAAGUUUGAGUGACUGAUCGAGUGUUAGUUCGUUCAUAAGUUGUAUUCAUUUGUUAGUUUCUUCAUUAGAUCAGUUUGAGCUUGAACUUUUGAUCGUUCAUUUGCUCGAUCAGUCGUUCGAAAGAAAUCCAUUCUUCGUUGGAUUUGUCAUUUGCUUCUUUGUUCGAUCGUUUGAGUUUGAUCGACUGAUCAUUCAUAAGUUCAGUCAGUGAUUUGAUUUUUAGUUCAAGCAACCGCUCAUUUGUAAGUUCAAUCGAUCGAUCGUUUGUAAGUUCGACUGUUUGGUCAUUCGUUCAUUCGUUUGUGCUCCAACUCUGAUUCUCUCUCUCUGUUCCAGCAGCCUUAACUUUGCCUUACUUAAUGUUUUAGGGAGAUGAAACUGUGGAAAAAGUCAUUUUUUUUAACUUUUGCGAUAUGUGAAGCAAACUUUGACCAAACAAGAUUUAAACCUGGUUUACUGUGUAACAUCAAAUGAGAGCUUAAUGUAUAAAAUGCAAUAAUACCGCCAAGUGGAACUGACCACGUCUUAAAGGAAGUAACGAGAGAUCGUCUGCUUUGAUGCUGCGUAACCACUAGAAGACAACAAAGAACUUUUUUUUGGGGGGGGGGGGGGGACUAAAUGAAGACACAAAACAGACAAACUGUGGUUUUGUACAAACAAAAGACAAUUGUCUUUUCUUUAUUGCACUGUUCGUUCCAUAAUGUGAACCAUAAGAAAUUCCAAACCUCUGGGAUGAGACAAUUCCUCUUAGUAGACCAUUCAACAGGUUUUCACAGAGCUGGAUUAAGUCGUGUUGACUGUGUUUUUACCAGGUUUGAUCGGAGACAUUUUAUUAAAUCUGCCUUGUUCUUCACACGUAAGCUGACAUACUGUAGCAUCGAAUUUCCUACAGAUGACACCUGAAAAGUAGUCGUGAUUCAUGUCACGUUUGGUUUUUCUCUGCUGUUUUUUACUUUUGAGGAUUUCACACACAGCAAAAACAUUUUUAUACAUGUACAAAGCUAUAAUGAACUUUUCUUUUACCACUAGUAUUGAAGACUGUGUAUUAACGUUUGUUUUUAUGACUAAAGGAGUGAUUGUUCCACCCUGACGCCACUGAGGACCAUCGUAUUGUUUACUAGCAAUACUGUUAUGCACUUAUUAGACACCACCCAAAGAAAUCUGCCUUAUAUGAGCAAGGAAAGUGGAGUUUUACUGAAUAGACACGAGAACAGGAACUUGGGACUCUAACCUGUGGAUUUACUUGAUGACAUCACUCAUCAGACUGUUUUUGCGUGAGUACAAUGACCUGAUUUGGUCUGAAUGUUGUUGUUUUUUUUCCCCAGCAUCUUAAAAAUAAACUCAGAGGUGUUUUGAUUGAUCUUUUGGUAAUUUUUGAGAACAUUUGCUGGAUUUAUUUCUUUAACUACGUGAGGUGAUUUUACAGAAUUUUUACUUUCUGGCGACUCUACUUUGUGAUCUUUUACUUCCAUCCUUUUGAGGCGUGAUCUCACUGCAACGGGGCAUUUCAGAGCUCUGCAUUCCAGAAGUACCUUUUUUUUAGUUAUUUUGAUUGUUGUGUGGCAGAAUAGAGAUUGUCGGUCUUUGUUUUACGUGUUUGACCACAUUUGAAUGACCAUUGCUAAGAUUCCUGUGCAUGAGUUUGAAAAAUAAAAAGCAAGAAAAGUACAAACCUCUUUUACUGUAGGAUUCAGGACACUAAACACACCUGAAACAAACUAAAACUUUGAUUUUACUGGUUUAUUUUACUCCUUUCAUGAGUUUCCUCUGAAAAAAAAAGACCUCCCUUCAGUUCUUCAUAGAUUUUCUGAAUGAUAAUCAACUUUUUAGUAUUUUUUUUUACUUUUCUUAUUAUAAAGCAAUAUUUUUUUUUUAUCUGAGGCAACUGCAGAAGCAAAAGACAUUUCAUAUUUCAGCUCUUAUGUUUUUGCAGAGCGGAUGUGUCUGAGAAGAAUAAACAAGUUAGUUUUCUGUGAUGUAAUUCUCAUUUGCAUUUUUUGAGUAGAAUAGAAAAAACCUGCUGCAUUUGUCUUAUCCAGCGUGAUCCAUGAAGUAAAGUAAUACUGGAUGUGUGCGGGAGAGCAUCGGUGGUUGCACGUGCACUUCCUGUCCUAUUCAUGCAUGCAUUUACAAGUAUUAAGGUGUCCAUCGAGUGCUGUAAAUGACCUUUGUAUUACACGUUUCUGUCUUAAUGAGAGGCCAGUACUGCCUCGGCUCUUAAUUCCUUUUAUUACUAAUGUAAUUUGUACAUUCUUCUUAAAGAAAGACGCUGUAAAUAGAAACUCCGAGACCAAAAUACACGUCACACGUGUGCCUUGAUGCAUUCUGUAGCAUGUGUAUUGGUUUAAUUAACUGGACUUGCUCUAAUUCUUUAUCUAAGAAAACAAAACUUAAAAUCUUUGUUUCAUUCAGCUCUUCAUUACUUAUUUUUAUUCCCAUUUCCUACCAUGUGUAUGUAUAGAAAGAUUGUCUAUUUUAUACUUUUUGUCCUUUUUUUCUUGAUUAAAGAAAUCUGUAAAACCAAA
Messenger RNA from Nothobranchius furzeri (turquoise killifish), 10301 nucleotides. RefSeq names its product histone deacetylase 7a (gene hdac7a). Lineage: Eukaryota; Metazoa; Chordata; Actinopteri; Cyprinodontiformes; Nothobranchiidae. Gene Ontology annotation, molecular function: histone deacetylase activity; transcription factor binding. Gene Ontology annotation, biological process: negative regulation of transcription by RNA polymerase II. The record is from RefSeq and is a predicted model, not a curated record. Gene Ontology annotation, cellular component: histone deacetylase complex.